UUGUAGUUCUUGUAGUCGCUAGCUUGGUAGCAGCUAGAGCUCUCCUCUGGUCUCCUCUGGAUCCUCUUCUGGUGUUUUGAUCCAGUCGAGCCCACUUUCAAAAUGACAGCGAGGAAAUCUGGCUCACGACUGGAGACCGAGAUCGAGCGGUGCCGUUCAGAGAGCCAAUGGGACAAGAUACCGGAGCUGGUUCGACAGCUGUCAGCCAAACUAAUCUCAAACGAUGACCUAGGGGAGCUGCUGCUGGGAGAAUGCAAGCUUCAGACAUACCUGAAGGAGAACCCCAUCAAACAGGGAGCCAGUCCAAGGGGCCCACGACCCAAACUGGUGGAGGUCAGAAAACACCUGACUGCUGCUCUGGACAGAGGAAACCUCAAGGCUGAUUACCUGCAGGAAGCCAGCCUGUUGAUGGCCAAGCUGUGCUAUGUGGAGGGAGAAUACAGAGACGCUUUAGGCCACUAUAGCAGGGUGAACCUGGAUGACAUGCAGCUGUCAGGAGCUCCUGUGUACAGGCUGUCAAUGAUCGCAGAGGCGUACGCUACCAAAGGACUGUGUCUAGAGAAGGUCCCAGCUGCCUCUCCGUCCCUGUCCAAUAAGAACACGGGGUCUCCGGCGUCCAAUAGGAGCAUGACAGAUCGGGAGCAGGACAUCAUCACCUGCUACGAGAAGUCUGGAGACAUCGCUCUGCUGUACCUGCAGGAGGCCGAGAAGGCAUUGUCAGCAGGCAUGCAGAACCGCAGCCCCAAACCUGGCCCGACAGCCCAGGACCUUGAAUUGGGCUACUUCCUGGAGACAGGCUUGCAGAGAGCCCACGUCAUCCACUUCAAGAACGGAAACCUGACGCGAGGCGUGGGGCGGUUUCGUGAGAUUCUUCGAGCAGUUGAGAACAGAACCACUCAGAGCCUGCGCAUGACCAUAGCCAGACAGCUUGCAGAGAUCCUGCUCAGAGGAAUGUGUGAACAGAGUUACUGGUCUCCCCUGGAAGACCCUCCAACAGUGUCACCGCUGGAUGAUCCAACACGGCAAGGACACACUCAAUGCAAAAACUACAGCCUGAGCCGACGCCCACGAGUGUACUCGGGAGAGAACCUGUUUUGCCCUCAAGAGAACACAGAAGAGGCUUUGCUGCUGCUGCUCAUCAGUGAAUCCAUGGCGAACCGUGACGCUGUCCUGAGCAGAAUUCCCGAACACAACAACGAUCGUAUCAUCAGCCUACAGUCUGCCUCUGUGGUGUACGACCUGCUGACUAUAGCUCUGGGCAGGAGAGGGCAGUACGAGAUGCUAUCAGAGUGUUUGGAGAGAGCCAUGAAGUUUGCCUUUGAAGAGUUUCAUCUGUGGUACCAGCUUGCCCUGUCUCUAAUGGCAGCUGGGAAAUCAGCUCGAGCCGUUAAAGUCCUGAAGGAGUGUAUUCGACUGAGGCCUGAUGACCCCACGAUCCCACUGCUCGCUGUCAAGCUGUGUAUCGGACCUCUGCACUGGCUGGAUGAGGGAGAAUGCUUUGGAAAGAUGGUGAUUGACAUGGGGGAGAAAGCAGCUGAAUUCAGAGCCAAAGGCUACCUGGCCAUCGGACUGGUUUACAGCCUCAAAGCCACUGAUGCAUCGUUACGAAGCACACAGGAGGAGUACCAGAGGAAAGCUUUGGGAGCCUUCCAGAGAGCUCAGAGUCUGUCUCCCACCGACCAUCUCGCAGCCUUCUACCUUGCCCUGCAGCUUGCCGUGUCUAGACAGAUCCCCGAGGCUCUAGGCUAUGUUCGACAGGCGUUGCAGCUUCAAGGGGAUGACGUCCACUCCCUCCACCUGCUGGCCCUGCUGCUCUCUGCUCAGAAACACUACCAUGACGCUCUCAACAUCAUAGAGAUGGCUCUCUCUGAAUAUCCGGAAAACUUCAAUCUGCUGUAUACCAAGGUGAAGUUAGAGUCGAUGUGCAGAGGACCAGAGGAGGCUCUGCUUACCUGUAAACACAUGCUGCAGAUCUGGAAGAGCUUUUACAACCUUACCAACCCCAGUGAUUCGGGGCGUGGCAGCAGUUUGCUGGACAGAGCUAUGGCAGACAGACGACAGCUCAAUGCCAUGACUCUACCUGACUUCAGCGACCCUGACACAGGUUCAGUUCAUGCUACAUCUAUAGCGGCGAGUCGUGUGGAGCAGGCACUGUCUGAGGUCGCCUCCUCCCUGCAGAGCAGCGCCCCCAAACAUGGACCCCUGCACCCCUGGAUGACCCUGGCUCAGAUCUGGCUGCAUGCAGCUGAGGUGUACACCGGCAUGUCGAAGCCUGCAGAGGCCACAGCCUGCACACAAGAAGCUGCCAACCUCUUCCCCACAUCCCAUAAUGUGCUGUACAUGAGGGGGCAGAUAGCUGAGCUGAGAGGCAACAUGGAUGAGGCCAAACGCUGGUAUGAAGAGGCCCUGUCCAUCAACCCAACGCACGUCAAGACCAUGCAGAGACUGGGUCUGAUUCUUCACCAGCUGCAGCGCUACAGUCUGUCUGAGAAAGUCCUGAGGGAUGCUGUUCAGGUCAACAGUACGGCUCAUGACGUGUGGAACAGCCUGGGGGAGGUCCUGCAGGCUCAGGGAAACGCUGCCGCUGCCACCGAGUGUUUCCUCACCGCGUUGGAGCUGGAGGCCAGCAGCCCCAUCCUGCCCUUCACCAUCAUUCCCAGAGCGCUAUGAAACACUUACACACACAUACACACAUACACACACACACACACACACACACUCACGUACAUAGUCACACACACUUUAACAGCUAUUGCCUCAGUACUGUAGCACAGUGGCACAAAUUAUGAACCUACACAAAACAUACACAUACAGCAUGCCUGCAUGCCAAUAACAGAAGGUUUUACUGCCAUGACUUCAGACACACACUCACACAAUGUAUAUAAUGUUCAACAAAACCACACACACACAUAUGCCCCCCCCGUCCACACACCCUUCCCACAAUGCCUUGCUGUGACUAUGUAUGUGUGAGAGUAUGUGUUAAGUGUGCUGAUAGGUUGCUUGUGUCUGUGAGUGGACACCCAUGUCUGUGUAUGUGUGUAGUUGUGUGUGGUUGUGUGUGGUUGUGUGUGAUUCGUAGUGGUUGUUGUUCUGUCCUCUUCAAAGAUGUAAAUAACAUUCAAUCUUGAGUUCCCACUCGACCAUCACUUGAGUCAGAGAUCCGAAGAGUUUACAUUUUGUUUACAUGUUGUAUAGUCCAAACAUUCACACACACACACACACACACACACACACACACACACACACACACACACACACACACACACACACACACACACACACACACACACACACACACACACACACACACACACACACACUGUGUCAAGUUUAUGUCACACACAAACAUCAAGCCAAGUGGACAAAAGGUUUCCUCUGAUGAGCUAAAUGUUACUGAUGAUCCAAAUCACUGAAACACACACAUAUGGUAUGUUCAAUGUGCUGACCUGAUCAAUGAUCGCAGAAGAAUCAAUCAGUGAACAAAGUCUAAAUGCCAAAACACCAGCUGCAUUUACUCACACAGAAGAUCAGAUCUGAAGUUACAGACGUCCACAUAAAAGACAUUUCUGCAAAGAUCAUAUUUCCAUGGCACCUAGAGUUUUUCAAACAUGUGCACUCAGCUGAACGGAGGACAGGAAAUGUAGAGAGGAGAGACUGUAGGACACGAGAGUCAAACCAGCAACCUCUGCAACGGGGACUAUAGCCUCAGAUCAUGGGGCACACGCUUAGAUCACUAGACCAAUCAGUGCUCCUGAAACUCGCAGUUUUAGAAGUAGAACGUGAACAACUCUCCUGUCUGUAGUUCUGAAGUAAAGCUCAUGUUGUUAGGUUUCUCAAUAAUGCAUCUGCUUUGUAAGUGAAAGAAAGUUUCUUAACUAAGAAUGAGCCUUUUAAAUCUACAAAGAAGCAGGUCCCCAUCCAUGGAGGCCACCAUCUUGCACCAUCAUGUUUCUACUAGAGCACAGAACAAACUAACGCACGCAUGUUAGUAUUCAGUGAGUGGCUGCAUGGUAGGAAGAUGAAGAAGAAAGUGAAUUAUGUGUGCAAAAUAAUUUAUAAUGAUAGACUUCUUUACCAAUAAAACUUGACAAAUAGAGGAUCAUAGUUAUCAUGUGUCACUGGAGCUUCUUGUCCUCAAAAGCCGCCGUCUCUUCACCAUCAGGAGGUGAGCAAGGGAGCGUUUCAAUCUAGAUACUGACUGCUUAAUACCGCUAAAACAUUCCCAUUUCAUCAUGAAUUGUGUCAAGGUGCAUUUAGGAGUAAGUGUCCAAAAUAAGGUGAAUUAACACAUUUUUAUGGUGCCAAUAUGUCAGUGUAUCCAAAGAGUGACAGAAGGAAAAAUAAAAGAAGGCUUUGUAUGAAAUUCUGAGUUUUUAGGGAGUCCCCUCUUGUGGCUUACGUUAGAAUAAAAACAUGAUAUGUUUAAUAAAAUCUGUGACAAGUCAGGUCUCCAUAAGAAUGCAGGCUAAUCAUUUCUAUCUGUCUCCAAUCUCUAUGUUAUGCAAUAAUUAUAAUUGUAAUAAUAAUUCAAAUGAGCGUAUUCCUUUUCAAUCUCCUCUAAAUGAAUGCUUCUAUGUUGUGUGUGAUGUUGUGAAUGCUGGAGUUGAAGCAUGAGCAGCUGCAAAAACAAAAUAUGAUGACUAAAUUAGGAGUGCCACCUAUUUGCAUCCUAAAAAACACAAGCAUCAGUGUGCACAUCUGUUACACACAUUUCACUGAAGUCUGACUCCCUGUCGUGUGUAAAUGCAGCCGGUGAUUCUGUUGUCUUAGCCACAUUCAUGUUCAAUAAAAAGUAGAUAAAUAUAGAUUUAUUUCUGUUUGAUUUUCUCUAUAAAUACAAAGAUUAUUGUUCUAUAUUUGAUUGUUCCAGGUGUAUUAUUGUUGUUAUUUUAGAAAGUAAAUUAUAACUCUAUUUUCUGGAGAACGAUGUUACUGAGACGCUGUCUGAGGAUUAAAGGACAGACUGAUUCAGACCUCAGUGAGUCCUUUGUGCUGUAAAGGAAUGACUGAAGUUAAGAUGAUCAUCAUGACAAAGAGAAUAAAAGAGGUUAAAAUAA
Molecule: messenger RNA, 5057 nt
Organism: Notolabrus celidotus (New Zealand spotty)
Lineage: Eukaryota; Metazoa; Chordata; Actinopteri; Labriformes; Labridae
Gene: ttc7b
Product: tetratricopeptide repeat domain 7B
Exons: 21
Coding region: 103-2670 (855 amino acids)
Biological process (GO): phosphatidylinositol phosphate biosynthetic process; protein localization to plasma membrane
Cellular component (GO): plasma membrane
Molecular function (GO): protein binding
Source: RefSeq, a predicted model, not a curated record